UGUGAGGGAUGGCGCCUCUCAAAGAAGAAGGAAUGGAGAGAGUAUAAGUUUGGUUGAAGUAUCACUAAGUAUGUCGAGGUCUUUUCACGGACAGUUGUAGUCAAGACACUGUCCUGCAAGACCAAGUGUACCUAUCAUUUCCUAAACAUUAUUAUUUUACAAUUAAAAUAUCUACCAAUUAUUUAAAAAAUAAAUUAAUUAAUAUAUUUUCUUUUUGUUAUUUUAAACAACAAAAAAAUUUAUAAUUAAAAUUACUUUUUUAAUUUUUUAAUAGAUCUAUUUAAAAAAGUGUAAACGAGAGUGAUUCGUGUUUAUUUUUUUCAAGUGGAAUGAUAGUUAAUAAAUGAUGAUUUUUUCAUUGAGGUUGACGUCAUGGGUGCUAGGAAUUUUUUUAAUUAUAAAUUAUUCAUUACUGAUUGUACUGGCAUUUGAUGACAAUCCACAAUAUCAAAAUCAACGACAUGCAUAUCGAGCAAAUAAUCAUCAAACACGAAGACAAUAUGAAAACUGGGAUAAUAAUUUACGUAAAAGUUUAAUAAAUCGUCGUGAUACACAAGAAAUACAAUAUACAAAGCUAAUACCAGUACAUACAAUUGAAGCUAAAAGAGAUCCAUUAAUGACAAUAAGUGAAACACUUGGUGCACUUAAUACAGUUGGUAGUUAUAUUGUUAAUAUGACACGUGGUGGUGAAAAUUCAUCAAAUCCAUCAAAAGAAUUACCAUCAGCAAUUUAUACAAUAUCUAAAAAUAUACUUGGUAGAAAUGUUACUGAUAGUAUUGCACCAUUAGUUAGAGGUGUUAAAUUAUCUCCAAAACAAACAACAACAACAUCAACAACAACAACAACAACAACACCAUUACCAUUUAUAUUGACAUCUGAAUCAUCAAGAAUUGAUGAUAAUAGUGAAUUAAAUACUGUUAGAGAUAAAGAAUCUGGUUCAUCAUCAUCAUGUACAACUGCUGAUGGUGGUAAUGGUAAAUGUCAAGAUCUAAGUAAUUGUCCACAAUUACUUUUAGAUUUAACAAAAUUACGUCAAUCACUUUGUUUUAAAAGUUUAUUUGUUCCUGGUGUUUGUUGUCCAAUUGAUAAACCAGAAUCAACAACUUAUCCAAGUCAAACAUCAAGCACGUCAACUGUAAGUGAAAGUGGACGUCCCACUAGACCACCAUAUAGACCAGUCAAACCAGCAACACCAAGACCAAUACCUUUAUUUCCAAUUACAUCAACGCCAACAACAACAACAUCUGUUAUACUUCAACAAUUACCAGAUUUAUUUUUAAAUACAACAAAUGAAGUUAUUGAUAAUAUUGAUAAUAAUUUUAUUCAAGAUGAUGAAGAAUGUGGAGUAAGGAAUGCAGGAAAAUAUCGUGUUGUUGGUGGUGAAGAAGCUUUACCAGGUCGUUGGCCUUGGAUGGCAGCAAUAUUUCUUCAUGGUACUAAAAAAACUGAAUUUUGGUGUGGUGGAUCAUUGAUUGGUCCACGUCAUAUACUAACAGCAGCUCAUUGUACCCGUGAUCAACGUCAAAAACCAUUUUCUGCUCGUCAAUUUACCGUACGUCUUGGUGACAUUGACCUCGAACGUGAUGAUGAACCAUCAUCACCUGAGACCUACACUGUCAAGGCCGUUCAUGCACAUAAUAAAUUUUCAAGAGUUGGAUUUUACAAUGAUAUUGCAAUACUUGAAUUGAGUAGUCCAGUUAAAAAAUCACCUUAUGUCAUACCAAUUUGUCUACCACAAGGACGUUAUCGUACAGAAAUUUUUUCUGGUGCAAGACCAACUGUUGUUGGAUGGGGAACAACUUAUUAUGGUGGAAAGGAAAGCACUGUUCAACGUCAAGCAGUAUUGCCUGUAUGGAGAAAUGAAGAUUGUAAUGCAGCCUAUUUUCAACCAAUAACUGGUAAUUUUCUUUGUGCUGGUUAUAGUCAAGGUGGUAAAGAUGCAUGCCAAGGUGAUUCUGGUGGUCCAUUGAUGCUAAGAGCUGAAGGUAAAUGGAUGCAAAUUGGUAUUGUAUCAUUUGGUAAUAAAUGUGGUGAACCUGGAUAUCCUGGUGUUUAUACAAGAGUCACUGAAUAUUCUGAUUGGAUUAAAAAUAAUAUAUUUUAGUUUUUUUUUUUUUUUUUUUCAAUUAAAUUAUAAUCAAAGAAAGUUUUUAUUUUUUUACUUGCCACACUAAAUCAAAUAUUAUUUCGAUUAUAUCACUUGAAUUUCUCUUGAAUUUUUUUUUAUUUAAAAUUUUAAAUUAAAGUAGAACACAAAUUCUAUUGUUUUAAAUAUUUUAAAUAUUUUAUUUUCAUUUUAAAUUGAUUUUUUUAAAUCACAACAAUUCGAUUGACUCAAUUUUUUAAAUAUUUUUUUUUAUUUUUCAAUCUUUGUAUAUAGAAAACAAAAAAAAUAUAAUAAUAAUUUUUUUUAUUUUUUUUAACUUGUAAUUAUUCAGGUUAUAAUUUUUAAUUUUAACAAUAAUUUUUUUUUUAUUAUUUUUAAUUAUAUUAAUAAGUUAUUUAAUUAUGUAUUAUAAAAUUAAUAAUAUUGUACAUUUUUUGUGAUAAAAAUUUUUAAAAUUACAUUAUGUAUUAAAAGAAAAAAAUCUGUCUUUGUUUUAUUUUUAAUUUAGUAUUUAAUUAGUUUAUAAAUUAAUAAUUAAUAAUUAAAUUUCAUGACAAUUUAAAAAACUAUGUAAAACAUAUUUAUAUAUAGAAAAAAAAAAUACAUUUGAAUUAAUUUAAGACAUA
This is a messenger RNA of Aphidius gifuensis, 2733 nucleotides long. RefSeq names its product proclotting enzyme-like. Gene Ontology annotation, biological process: proteolysis. Gene Ontology annotation, molecular function: serine-type endopeptidase activity. The coding region runs from base 344 to 2104 and encodes 586 amino acids. The transcript has 7 exons. The record is from RefSeq and is a predicted model, not a curated record. NCBI's taxonomy places the organism in Eukaryota, Metazoa, Arthropoda, Insecta, Hymenoptera, Braconidae.